AUGGUAAAACAUUGUGUUCAACUAUUUAAGAAUAAACAAGAGAAGAAUGUGAGUGAGAAUGCAAAAGCAAUGAUGAGGUUGAAGAUUGCUUGUGAGAAAGCAAAGAGGGAAUUGUCAUCAACAACUCAAACACCGAUUAACAUUGAGUUCUUGUAUGAGGGACAUGAUUUCAAAACAAGGUUCAGCAGGGCAAAAUUUGAGGAGAUAAAUGCUGGUUUUUUCAACAUGUGCAUGAAGCGCGUGGAAAAUUGUUUGCGUGAUGGAAAUAUGCACAAGAGUGAUGUUGAUGAUGUGGUUAUUGUUGGUGGGUCGACUCGGAUUCCUAAACUACAACAAAUGCUGAUGGAGUUUUUUGAUGGGAAACCACUUUGCAAGAGCAGUAACGCCGACGAAGCUGUUGCUUAUGGUGCUGCAGUGUUGGCUGCAAACUUAAGUGGUUGUGGAAACCAAAAGGUACAAGAUUUGAUUCUGUUAGAUGUGACCCCUCUUUCUCUUGGAUUCGGAAUUCGUGUGGAUGAUAUGAAUAUUGUGAUUCCUAGGAACACACGCAUACCAACUAUGAAGGAAGAGGUUUAUGUUACAUGUGUUGACAACCAAGUAUCUGUGUUAUUAGAUGUAUAUCAGGGUGAGGGCAGAAAAAUUAAUGAAAAUAUCUUUCUUGACGAAUUCACUCUUCAUGAUGUUCCAGCCGCUCCUAAGGGUGAACAGAAGUUCAAGGUUUGCUUUAACAUAGAUGUUAAUGGAAUUCUCCAUGUUUCAGCUGAGGUUAUAUCCACAGGUAAUAGGAAAAGUAUCACAAUUGCUAGGAGUGGAGUUUUAACUCAACAAUGA
Messenger RNA from Helianthus annuus (common sunflower), 831 nucleotides. RefSeq names its product heat shock cognate 70 kDa protein-like. Gene Ontology annotation, molecular function: ATP-dependent protein folding chaperone; ATP binding; ATP hydrolysis activity. The record is from RefSeq and is a predicted model, not a curated record. Gene Ontology annotation, cellular component: cytoplasm. Bases 1 to 831 code for a protein of 276 amino acids. Lineage: Eukaryota; Viridiplantae; Streptophyta; Magnoliopsida; Asterales; Asteraceae. Gene Ontology annotation, biological process: cellular response to unfolded protein; protein refolding. The transcript has a single exon.